GUGAAUGGGGCGCAUCCGGUGUGGCGGCGCGGCCGGGGCCGGCGCUGGGAUCCGUGAGCGGGCCCGGGGGUCCCGGGUCAGGAAUUCCUGAGGGGGCGUGGGGUCCCUGAGCGGGCCGAGGCAUCCCGGCGGAGCCGCGAUGUCGAUGUCACACCUGUACGGCACGGACGGAGACGAUGGCGUGGAGAUGGAGAACUUCGAGGUGUCGGACUGGGACCUGCAGAACGAAUUCAACCCGCACCGGCAGCGGCACCGCCAGACCAAGGAGGAGGCCACCUACGGCGUGUGGGCCGAGCGCGACUCGGACGAGGAGCGGCCCAGCUUCGGAGGGAAGCGCUCCAGGGAUUACUCGGCCCCCGUGAGCUUCGUGAGCGCGGGGCUCAGGAAGGCGGCGGCCGAGGAGCUCUCGGAGGAGGACUCGGAGGAUGAUGAGAAGCCUGUGAAGCAGGAGGACAUUCCCAAGGAGUUUGUGCCCAAGAAGUUAAAAACAGGUGGAAAUUUCAAGCCCAGCCAGAAAGGCUUCGUAGGGGGCUCCAAGUCCUUUGUGGAUUUUGGCAGCUGGGAGAGACACACUAAAGGAAUUGGGCAGAAGCUUCUCCAGAAGAUGGGAUAUGUCCCUGGAAGGGGUCUGGGGAAGAAUGCUCAAGGAAUCAUCAAUCCCAUCGAGGCCAAGCAGAGGAAAGGCAAAGGUGCUGUGGGCGCCUACGGCUCCGAGAGAACCACGCAGUCCUUGCAGGACUUCCCUGUGGUGGACUCAGAAGAGGAAGCUGAGGAGGAAUUUCAGAAGGAGCUCAGCCAGUGGCGGAAGGACCCGAAUGGAGGCAAGAAAAAGCCCAAGUACAGCUACAAAACAGUGGAAGAGCUGAAAGCCAAGGGCAGGAUCAGCAAGCAGCUUGCAGCCCCUCAGAAGGAGCUGUCCCAGGUCAAGGUGAUCGACAUGACGGGCCGGGAGCAGAAGGUUUAUUACAGCUACAGCCAGAUCAGCCACAAGCACAACAUCCCAGAUGACAGCCCCCAGCAGCCCCUGGGCAAGGACUCCAAGCCCCAGGGCUUUGCCCUGCCCGAGCUGGAGCACAACCUGCAGCUGCUCAUCGACAUCACGGAGCAGGAGAUCAUCCAGAGCGACCGGCAGCUGCAGUACGAGAGGGACAUGGUGGUCAACCUCAGCCACGAGAUCCAGAAGAUGGCUGAGGUGCUGUCCCACGAGGAGAAGGCCAUCAGCAACCUCAGCAAGGUGUUGGACAUGGUGGAGGAGUGUGAGAGGCGGAUGCAGCCGGGCUGUGAGAACCCCCUGACCCUGGAUGAGUGUGCCAAGAUCUUUGAGACCCUGCAGGACAAGUACUACGAGGAGUACAGGAUGUCAGACAGGGUGGACCUGGCAGUGGCCAUAGUUUAUCCUCUCAUGAAGGAAUACUUCAAGAACUGGGAUCCCCUCAAGGACUGUACAUAUGGCACAGAGAUCAUAGCCAAGUGGAAGACCCUUCUGGAAAACGAUCAGCUGUUAUCCCACAGUGGGCAGGACCUGUCAACAGAUGCUUUCCACAGACUAAUGUGGGAGAUCUGGAUGCCAUAUGUCAGGAACAUCGUGGCACGGUGGCAGCCAAGGAACUGUGGAUCCAUGGUGGAUUUCUUGGAUAGCUGGGUGAACGUUGUCCCUGUGUGGAUACUGGAUAACAUUCUGGAUCAGCUCAUCUUCCCAAAGCUACAGAAGGAGGUGGAGAGCUGGAAUCCUCUGACGGACACGGUGCCGAUCCACUCGUGGAUCCACCCCUGGCUGCCGCUGAUGCAGGCGCGCCUGGAGCCGCUGUACUCGCCCAUCCGCAACAAGCUGGCCAACGCCCUGCAGAAGUGGCACCCCAGCGACUCCUCUGCCAAGCUCAUCCUUCAGCCCUGGAAGGAUGUGUUCACUCCUGGCUCCUGGGAGGCUUUCAUGGUCAAGAACAUCGUGCCUAAACUCGGAAUGUGUCUGAAUGAGCUCAUCAUCAACCCUCACCAGCAGCACAUGGAUGCUUUUUACUGGGUGAUCGACUGGGAGGGGAUGAUUUCUGUCUCCAGCCUCGUUGGGCUGCUGGAGAAACACUUCUUCCCAAAGUGGCUGCAGGUGCUCUGCUCUUGGCUCAGUAACAGCCCCAACUACGAAGAGAUCACCAAGUGGUACCUGGGCUGGAAGUCCAUGUUCUCAGACCAGGUGCUGGCACAUCCCUCCAUCAAAGACAAGUUCAACGAAGCCCUUGACAUCAUGAACCGGGCCGUGUCCUCCAGCGUGGGUGGGUACAUGCAGCCGGGCGCCAGGGAGAACAUCGCGUACCUGACGCACACGGAGCGGCGCAAGGACUUCCAGUACGAGGCCAUGCAGGAGCGGCGCGAGGCCGAGAACAUGGCCCAGCGCGGCAUCGGCGCCGCCGCCGGCUCCGUGCCCAUGAACUUCAAGGACCUCAUCCAGACCAAGGCCGAGGAGCACAACAUCGUCUUCAUGCCCGUCAUCGGGAAGAGGCACGAGGGCAAGCAGCUCUACACCUUCGGCAGGAUCGUCAUCUACAUCGACAGGGGCGUGGUGUUCGUGCAAGGGGAGAAGACCUGGGUGCCCACCUCGCUGCAGAGCCUCAUCGACAUGGCCAAGUGAGGUCUCUGAGCAAGGGCAGACCACUCUGGGUGCCCACUUCACCGCAGAGUCUCAUAGACAUGGCCAAGUGAGGCCUUUGUGCAAGGGGAGACCAGCCUGGGUGCCCACCUCGCUACAGUCUCAUCGACAUGGCCAAGUGAGAUCUCUGUGGAAGGGAAGACCACUCUGGGUGCCCACCUCACUGUAGAGCCUCACCAACAUGGCCAAGUGAGGCCCUGCUGGGGACUGAGUCACCAGCCAGGAACAGCCUCUGGGUAACCCUUAGAAUAAAGUUCCAGGUUUGUAAAUAGUGA
This is a messenger RNA of Passer domesticus (house sparrow), 2916 nucleotides long. It is a transcript of the gene TFIP11, whose product is annotated as tuftelin interacting protein 11. The transcript has 12 exons. Gene Ontology annotation, cellular component: U2-type post-mRNA release spliceosomal complex. The coding region runs from base 140 to 2623 and encodes 827 amino acids. The record is from RefSeq and is a predicted model, not a curated record. NCBI's taxonomy places the organism in Eukaryota, Metazoa, Chordata, Aves, Passeriformes, Passeridae. Gene Ontology annotation, biological process: spliceosomal complex disassembly. Gene Ontology annotation, molecular function: nucleic acid binding.